AGAGGAGCACAGCAGAGGAGGACAGCUGAGUGUCACAGUGAAAGAUUCCGGAGGAGUCCUCAUCAACUUCCGGUCUUGGUUUCAUCAAGCUCGGGACGUAGAGAAGGAAGAUGCUGUCGCUCUCUCGAGCAGUGGUGUCUGGGGUGGCCCGCGCUCCAGCUGCAGUCAGCCAAGCUGGAGUGACCGCUAUCACCAGAUAUAACAGCACAGCACAGAAUGCUCCUAAGAAAACCACAUUUGGACCUCUAGCAGAUGAGGACAGAAUUUUCACAAACCUGUAUGGACGUCAUGACUGGAGGCUGAAAGGUGCACUGAAGCGUGGAGACUGGUACAAAACUAAGGAGAUCCUUUUGAAGGGGGUCGACUGGGUCCUCAAUGAGAUCAAGGUCUCUGGUCUGCGUGGCAGAGGUGGAGCUGGUUUCCCUACAGGCAUGAAGUGGAGCUUCAUGAACAAGCCCAGCGAUGGCAGGCCAAAGUACUUGGUUGUGAAUGCUGAUGAGGGAGAACCUGGCACCUGUAAGGAUCGUGAGAUCAUGAGGAAUGACCCACACAAGCUGGUGGAGGGAUGCCUGAUCGCUGGGAUGGCAAUGGGGGCACGCGCUGCUUACAUCUACAUCAGAGGAGAGUUCUACAAUGAGUCGUCCAACCUGCAGGUUGCUAUUAAUGAAGCCUAUGCUGCGGGGCUCAUUGGAAAGAACUCCUGCGGCUCUGGUUAUGACUUUGACGUGUUUGUAAUGCGAGGAGCUGGAGCGUACAUCUGUGGGGAGGAGACCGCUCUUAUUGAGUCACUAGAGGGCAAGCAAGGGAAACCCCGCCUGAAGCCCCCCUUUCCUGCUGACGUGGGUGUGUUUGGUUGCCCAACAACUGUUGCAAAUGUGGAGACGGUAUCCGUGGCUCCCACAAUCUGUCGCCGUGGAGGCUCGUGGUUUCUGGGCUUCGGCAGAGAGAGAAACUCCGGCACAAAACUCUUCAACAUCUCUGGCCAUGUUAACAACCCCUGCACUGUGGAGGAGGAGAUGUCUGUUCCUCUCAAAGAUCUCAUUGAGAGGCACGCAGGUGGAGUGCGCGGUGGGUGGGAUAACCUGCUCGCUGUAAUCCCGGGCGGCUCCUCAACACCCCUCAUUCCCAAGAAUGUGUGUGAGGAGGUGCUGAUGGACUUUGACGGCCUCAUCCAGGCUCAGACCGGUCUGGGCACGGCUGCUCUCAUCGUCAUGGACAAAUCUACUGACAUUAUCAGAGCAAUUGCCCGCCUGAUUGAGUUUUACAAACAUGAGAGCUGUGGUCAGUGCACACCCUGCAGAGAGGGAGUGGACUGGAUGAAUAACAUGAUGUGGCGUUUUGUGCGCGGUGAUGCUCGGUCGGCAGAGAUUGAUAUGAUUUGGGAAAUCAGUAAGCAGAUUGAGGGUCAUACUAUCUGUGCUCUUGGAGACGGUGCAGCAUGGCCAGUGCAGGGAUUGAUCAGGCACUUCAGGCCUGUGAUGGAGAGCAGAAUCACUGAAUACCAGCAGCAGCAGCAAGCCAGGGCUUAAACGGCCCCUUUGACACCUUGAACUCCUUCUUCUGCCUCAUUUGUCCUUAGCCUUCUACUUUUGUCACUGGCAAAUUAUUUAAAGUGAUAAUGUGCCAUCACAUAACCUCUUCAUCAAGAUUUCCAUUGGUGUUUGCCUUGUCCUAUUACAAAUAAAGUGCUAUAAAUCACAAACAA
This is a messenger RNA of Labrus bergylta (ballan wrasse), 1705 nucleotides long. It is a transcript of the gene ndufv1, whose product is annotated as NADH:ubiquinone oxidoreductase core subunit V1. The record is from RefSeq and is a predicted model, not a curated record. Gene Ontology annotation, molecular function: FMN binding; NAD binding; 4 iron, 4 sulfur cluster binding. Lineage: Eukaryota; Metazoa; Chordata; Actinopteri; Labriformes; Labridae. Gene Ontology annotation, biological process: mitochondrial electron transport, NADH to ubiquinone.